Molecule: messenger RNA, 1887 nt
Organism: Musca vetustissima
Lineage: Eukaryota; Metazoa; Arthropoda; Insecta; Diptera; Muscidae
Gene: hrm
Product: monocarboxylate transporter 13
Exons: 6
Biological process (GO): transmembrane transport; monocarboxylic acid transport
Molecular function (GO): monocarboxylic acid transmembrane transporter activity
Source: RefSeq, a predicted model, not a curated record
AUGUUGAAAGAUUCUCUCUUAAAUUCAAAAACAAAAGAUGAAUUUGUCGAGUACGAUCUUAUCCCGCCAGAUGGUGGCUGGGGUUGGCUAGUAUUGGCUGGUUCAAUGAUGGUUAACAUUUUAAUACCGGGAACAAUUAAAAGUUUUGGUGUGCUCUUUGUUGAAUUUCUAGAAGCUUUUGAAGCAUCGCCCGCCACAGCCGCAUGGAUUCCCGCUUUAUGUUAUUUUUUGUACAGUUCAUUGGGUCCUGUUUCUAGUAUUCUUUCUGUAAAAUAUUCAUACAGGACUGUGACAUUACUUGGUGGUGCAUCUGCUGCUCUUGGAAUGAUACUAUCUUAUUGGGCAUCAUCUGUGGCUUAUUUAUAUUUAAGUUAUGGAGUUCUGGUAGGAAUUGGUGCUGGGCUAUCUUUUCCACCCACAGUAUAUAUAGUCACAUCUUAUUUCGUAAAGUACCGCGGUCUUGCAAAUGGAUUAUGUAUAUCUGGAAGUGCUUUGGGAUCUAUAAUUUUGCCACCUGUUUUAAGAUGGCUUUUGGAAACUUAUGGUUACAGGGGCGCAGUUCUCAUUAUGGGAGGAAUUACCUUGAACGUAUUUGUGGCGGCUAUAUUUUAUGAACCAGUGGAACAGCAUAUGGUGCGAAUUCCUAGAAUGAAAAAGAUGUUGGAGGAUAUUGAAGAAGAAGAUAUUGGCAUCGUGCUGAAAUUUGAGCCGGUGCACGAAACUGUUGAAGAUGAAAAUUGUGUAAAUUCGCCAGGAUUGCCUUACAAUUCUCCACCAGCACAUGAUUUGCCAAAUUACAAUUCAGUUGAAAAUGACCCUCAGUUUGUCAGAAGUGCGUCAGCUGCGGUUGUUCAGCACUUGGGAAAAAAUCCUGACGAUUUUCAAUCAUGUUCCUCCUCUCGCAUACGCAAAGUUAGUACUCCUGUACACCUACCGCAACGUAAUCAAACAUUCGCUACGCCGGGACAAAUGAAUUCGCAAUAUUCCCUUUAUGCUGUUCAUGAAACUGGACGAUCCAGUAAUAAAUUGGAACGUAUGAACGCCUUACGUUGUAAUUCUAAGAAUAGGUUGUCACGUCCUUCUCCAUCUACAAGUAGUUUUCAGUAUAUAAGCACACCAUACCAUGGAAGUACCCUUUCCUUUCAACCGAAGGAAUUUUCGUCACAUUUAUCAUUGAGAUCAGUUGGGAGCGGAACGGCUGUAAGUGCUAUCGCUGGUUCCGAUCCAAUGUUAGACUCCAACAAACAACCUCAUCCGGAGGAGGAAAAACGCACAAAAUUCUUUGAUUUAAGCCUUUUAAGGGAUCCAACGUACUUAGUUAUUUUAAUAUCAAAUUCUACCAAUGCAAUAGGUUAUACAAAUUUUAUAAUUCUUUUGCCGGCGUACGGUGUGGCCUUAGGAUUUGAUAAAUCGUUAGCAGCCUACCUUAUAUCUAUAGUUUCUACCACUGAUCUUAUUGGACGAAUUGGUGGAUCUGCUCUUUCAGAUAUGGGCUUUAUACCCAAAACGUGGUAUUUUAUCGGGGGUUUGGCUAUUUCGGGAAUAAGUUUAGCAAUUCUACCAUUUUCAACAAGCUACAGCAUGGUUGGCUUUUGGUGUGCGGUGUUUGGAUUAGCAUCUGGUGUCUAUGUGGGUAUUACGGCUGUUAUAAUGGCAGAUAUGCUGGGUACGGAACGCUUGACUUCAUCAUACGGCAUAAGUUUAUUUGUCAAUGGUAUUCUACAGCUAGUUGGCCCUCCAAUAUGUGGUCUUUGGUUCGAGUCUGUGGGAAAGUAUAAUUCUCUCUUUCACACCCUUGGAAUUAUUCUACUUGCUGGCGCAAGUCUAUGGAGCUUCAUGCCCCUAAUAAACAAACGUAAAUCGAAAGAUGAGAAAUUAAAGGUGGCC